AUUUUAAAUAUGCUAGACCCAACCCCUAAGACUGCUAAAGACCAUCCAGAAAUCUCAGGAGGUAGCACUAUUGGUAUCAAGUAUGAUAAAGGAGUCCUCCUCGCUGCUGACACCCACCUCAUGUAUGCAGGCUGCUACUGGUACAAAGAUGCCCAAAGAAUUCACAAAGUCGCUGAUAACUGAGUCAUUGCAUCAAGUGGAGAUUAUGCCGACUUGCAAAUGCUCCUUAAAAAACUUAAAGAUAAGAACGACUACGACAUCAUCGCUGAAGACGGCCACCAGCACUACGAGCCCAAGGAUUACUGCAAAUGGCUUGCAAACGUUCACUUCAACAAAAGAAUGAGGGUGGACCCGUAUUACAACUCUCAUAUUGUGGCAGGCGUUGACUCUAAGUCUGGCGACAAAUUCCUCGGAACUGUCGAUGUGCAUGGCAACAACUUCGAAGGAAACUAUGUGUUGACCGGAAUUGCAAACUACUUCUGCAACGCCAUCUUAGACGGCAAUGUCACUGACGACUUGACACUUGAAGGUGCCAGAGAACUCAUGACCAAGUGCUUCACAGUGCUCUACUACAAAGACAAGUCACAAGGAGACAAGAUCCAGUACGUCACAAUCGACACAGACAGCAACGUGAACUUCGAAGACCCAGUGACACUAGAGUCAAAGUGGGACUACCACUUCACAAAGCACUUGACCAACGACCACACCAGAGACGUCAGAUUCAAGAACUAAUUGGGAAUUCAAUAAAUUUAGCAUGAAAA
This is a messenger RNA of Moneuplotes crassus, 761 nucleotides long. NCBI's taxonomy places the organism in Eukaryota, Ciliophora, Spirotrichea, Euplotida, Euplotidae. The record is from the annotation of a GenBank genome assembly.